AUGCUGCACAGUGUAGUGCAGAUUUCAUUAAUUCUAUUUUCUUUAUUAAGUUUAGGUUGAACUGAAAGUUUUUUAUGAAAUAAUUAAAGUAAAUCCUUAGUUUUUAAUUGAAAUAUUCCAUGUGGUUGGAAAAGUAUAAGCGGGCCGCGUGAGCAAAUAAAUCGCGAUGAGUUCCGUGUGUUAUAACGGCGGCGGCGACAGGCUCAUUCACGAGGCGGAUCAGCUUAUAUCGUAUAUAGAACGAGGGUCUACGGUGCUGCUCUUCUAUCCGCGGAAGAGGCCGGACCAGCGGACGCUGUCGGUGAGGCGUGAGACGCAUCAGGUGAUUUGGUAUCGGUCGUCGAAUGGCAGCCAGCAAAGGCACGCUUAUGAGGGUGCCCUCGACAUCCGGGAGAUAAAGGAGGUCAGAGUGGGCAAGUCUUCGAAGGACUUCGAGCGCUGGCCCGAGGACACGAAGCGUCUGGAGAGCUCCAAGUGCUUUACGAUAUAUUAUGGCACUGAGUUUAAGUUGCGAUCUGCCUCAUUUGCUGCGCAAACGGACAAAGACUGCGAGGCUUGGGUGAAGGGAGUCAGAUUCCUGGUGGAUGAGGCAAUUAAUGCCCCGUACCCGCUGCAGAUUGAAAGGUGGCUUCGGAAAGAGUUCUAUGCCAUAGAGAACUCACAUGAAAAAAUAUCUCUGAAAGAGGUGAAGGCUUUCCUGCCAAAGAUCAACUGCAAGAUAUCGACGAGCAAACUGCGAGACAUAUUUCAGGAGGUGGACACAAACAAAAGAGGCGAGAUCAGCUUUGAUGACUUCUCUACACUGUAUCACAAGCUCAUAUUCGAUGAGAACAACGUCCACGACGUCUUCGACAAGUACUCGCUGUACUGCGCCAAUGGGACAACGAUAACGCUACGCGAGUUCCAGAAAUUUCUACUGGUGGAACAACAUGACCGUAUGGGGGAUGACGAGGCGAGGGCGUCGCAGUUUAUACGGGACUAUCUCAAGGAUCCUCAGAGGGAUUGCUAUGAGCCCUCAUUCACACUUAUUGAGUUCAUCGAGAUGCUGUUUUCGAAACACAACUCCAUCUGGGACUCGCGCCACGACCAUGUGACGCAAGAGAUGACGCGCCCCCUCUCACACUAUUGGAUAUCCUCCUCGCACAACACGUAUCUAACCGGCGACCAGUUCUCAAGCGAGUCUUCUUUAGAGGCCUACGUGAGGUGCCUGCGGUCCGGGUGCCGCUGCAUCGAGCUCGACUGCUGGGACGGCCCCGACGGCACGCCCUUCAUCUACCACGGACACACGCUCACCACCAAAAUACGCUUCAUGGACGUACUGCGAACCAUCAAGGAACAUGCCUUCAUUACAUCAGACUACCCUCUCAUACUAUCCAUAGAAGACAACUGCUCCUUACCACAGCAAAGAAGAAUGGCUGGCGCGUUCAAGGAUGUCUUCGGAGACAUGCUCCUAACGCAACCUUUCGAGAAAAAUGAAACCAGCCUCCCGUCCCCUCACGAUCUGAGACGCAAAGUCAUUUUAAAACACAAGAAACUUCCCGACGGCGCUGAGGAAAACUCCUUCUCUAUCAAACAGGAGGAGGGUAAAGAGUUAGACUUAAGAAAUACUAUCAAAAACGGGAUUUUACUAUUAGAGGAUCCAGUAGAUCGCGAAUGGCAUCCUCAUGCGUUCUUCCUAACUGAAAAUAAGCUGUAUUACACGGAGAAUUAUAAUACGCAAGUUGAGACGGACGCGGAGAGUGACGGUGAAUCGGAGACGGAGAGCAACGCCUCUGUGCCUCAGAACGAAUUGCAUUUCGGAGAGUGUUGGUUCCAUGGGAAACUAGCAGGGAACAGACAAGAGGCAGAGGACUUACUAAGAGCCCAUGCGCAUUUGGGUGAUGGUACGUUUCUAGUGAGGGAAAGCGUGACGUUCGUGGGUGAUUAUUGUCUGUCGUUUUGGAGGCAAGGCAAGGCGAACCAUUGUCGGAUAAAGUUGAAACAGGAGCGGGGGCUGACCAAGUAUUACCUGAUUGAUUCGAUUUGCUUCGACAGCUUGUAUAGCUUGAUCACGCAUUAUAGGCAGCAUCCGCUGAGGAGCCAGGAGUUCCUGAUCACCCUAAAGGAGCCUGUGCCCCAACCGAACAAGCACGAGGGCAAGGAGUGGUUCCACCCGCACCUGAACCGCGCGCAAGCCGAAGAGCUGCUGCGGAAGGCCAACUGCGACGGCGCCUUUCUGGUGCGCCCCAGCGAGAAGGACCGCGGGUUCGCUAUUAGCUUUCGGACAGAGAAAGAGAUAAAGCAUUGUCGGAUAAAGCAAGAAGGCAGGCUGUACGCCAUAGGUACAGUCACGUUCGAAAGCCUGGUCGAGCUCGUCUCCUACUAUGAAAUACAUCCGCUGUACAAGAAAGUACGCCUCUGGUACCCGAUAAGCGACGAUAUCGUUAGGAAGAUUAUAUCUGAACCAGACGACAGUUCCGUGUAUGGAACCCCCGGCUACAUGGACCCCACCUCUUUCACGUCCAAGGUGACCGUGAAGGCGCUAUACGACUACCGAGCCCGUCAGGACGACGAGCUAUCGUUCUGCAAGCACGCCAUCAUCACCAACGUGGACAAGCCCGACGCGGGCUGGUGGCGGGGCGACUACGGCGGCAAGCGGCACCACUGGUUCCCGGCCAACUACGUGCAGGAGAUAGAGACCAGAGUACCGGACAUCGCUAGUUGCCUAGAGACCGACGCGAGCGCCCUCGGUUCCUGGCAGAAGGGCGUGGUGGACGUGAACGGGGCCAUCGUGGACUUGUUCGUGGGCGAGGAGGACGGCUCACCGCGGUGGCUCGUGCGGAUACAGAGCCCUAGCAUGUGCGCGCCGUUCGAGAUGCGCGCGCCUAACAACGAGCUCGCACUCGAGUGGCUUUCAGCUAUCAAGGAGGCUGCACAUAGCGCAAGCGCAAGGUCUCUUCAGCACCGCAAAAUGGAACGCACCUGGCGUAUAGCUCGCGAAAUGUCCGACCUCAUAGUGUACUGCCGCUCCGUGGCGUUCAGCCAGGACCGCCUCCGGAACAAGGGCUUCAUCUUCAACGAGAUGUCCUCCUUCCCCGAGACCAAAGCGGAGCGCCUCAUGUGCCAGCAAGACAACAACUUCUUCCUCAAAUACCACACCAUACAACUCAGCAGGAUCUACCCCAAAGGCCAACGCAUAGACUCCUCAAACUACAGUCCGGUCCAAUUCUGGAACUGCGGCUCUCAAAUGGUGGCACUCAAUUACCAGACCGCUGAUAAACCGAUGCAAUUAAACAUGGGGAAGUUUAAAGAGAACGGCGGUUGCGGGUUCGUGUUAAAGCCCCAGUUCAUGUUCGAGGAAGGCUACAACCCCUACGACAAGAGGAGUAUAGAGAGGAAAGUGACUCCUGUUACGGUGAUGCUCAGAGUUAUCGGGGCGCGGCACCUGUGCAAGUCCGGGCGGGGCACGGCGAGCCCCUUCGUGGAAGUGGAGAUCAUUGGCGCUGACUACGAUUCAGGGACAAAGCUUGUCACUAAGACUGUCGCGGACAACGGCAUAAACCCGAUAUGGAACGACAUAUGCGAGUUCGAAGUGUUCAACCCCGAGCUGGCGCUCAUCCGAUUCCUCGUGCAGGACGAAGACAUGUUCGGAGACCCCAACUUCAUAGGGCAGGCCACCUACCCCCUCAAGGGCCUACGGACCGGGUACCGCAGCGUGAUCCUGACCAACGGGUACUCCGAGGAGCUGGAGCUGUCAUCUCUCUUAGUUCACCUCAAGCUGGUCCCAGGUCGCUGAUCAACCCACGCAGCCACCCUCAAAAGUGGCCACCAACGUAAACAAUACUGUGCUACAGCGUGAGACCUUAACUUUAACAUCUGACAUACUAAGGGCCAGUUGCACCAACCACACUCGACAGACUGAUCAACGUCAGCCGGCGCGCCCCGGCGCUUUACUAUGAAACUUUCCGUACAUACAAUUUUGCGAACUCUUUAACGAUACGUACAGUUUGGUGCAACCGACCCUAAUAACUUACAAAGAACACUGAGCUCCGAUGGAAUUCUUUAUAAAAUGCAUAAUCAAAUCUCAGCGACGCUAUCGAUCCAACUGAGUAAAUCCAAGAUGGCGCAUGCCAAGUGAUAGUGACGGGGCAUGCUCCGAAAAUAGUAUUAUGUUUGUAAAUCGUCUUUUCAGUAGAUAACAGUACGUAUACAGGGUGAAAUAAACCAAGAGUGGAGAUGUGAAGACUAAGAAAUCGUGCCCCCGAUUUGGGCAGCUAAAUUAGAUGGUGCUGUGUGGAGCGUAUGGCGACAUAUAUUUUGUGGUAGCUGAAUCUCCCAAGGUCAACUUUUGAGAGCCAGGGUUACCACGUAAUGUACGGGGCCGUAAAUACGAUACAUUAACUGUCAAAUUCGAAUCACGAAUUUAUCCUUUACAUAUCUUACUCGUAUUUAUUUACAUAUCUUACUCGUAUUUAUUUUCAUAUCUUAGGGUGGUAUUCCAUCUGUCCAAUAUUUUAGUCCAAUGUCAUUGCGUCUCACUCUCUCAUUAAGCAAAAUGUGAGACAAUAUACACAUUGGACAAAGAAAUUGGACAGGUGGAAUACCACCCUUAAGUUAGGUGUAUGAGGCUCGUACGCCAGAAAGGAGUAGAUUGUAGAUAAUAUUAAAUGUAUCAAAUGAUGUACAGUCAACUGUAAAAAUAUGGGUGUAGCCAACUUAUUCAAAAAUAUGUCCCAUAGUUCUUAAUUCGGUGACAUAAGAGCUAUGGGACAUAUUUAUGAGAUGAUUUGUGCACCCAUAUUUUUGCAGUUGACUGUACUGUCGAAUGACCUGUACAGUGGCAAUGUGCCGCCUCAAACUGGCACAGAAUUACGGUUCAAAAUUAAAUGUUAUGAUAGAUAUUUAUUCAAACCAGCUACAACGGUUUUACUGAAAAAUCAGGUGCUAUCGAGAUUUCAAAUAUUAUCGUAGAUAUAUUUACAGAAUAAUUGAAGGGAUGUUUACAAAAACAACGUAACUGACUACACUGGUUGACACCUGAAACGAUUGACAAUGUUCUUAAAAAAGUGUCAACCGCUCUAAGCAGUUAUGUUGUUUUUGUAAACAUCCCUUCAAUUGUGUUAGUGCUCUUCUCCCAACAAGUUUGUCAGUAGAAAACGGCGCGACACUCAAAUUUUCUAUGGGACGAUAUUUCUUCGCGCCUACAUUUUAUAAAUUUGCCGCUUUUUUUUAAAUGGCUUGACAAAGUGUAGACUAACUACUCAUAGAAAGUUUAAUCUUUUUUUAAAUAUGGUAUCACUGUUAUACCUUAGGAGAGUUAGAACGACAUAUUAUUGUCAGCUCUUUCACUCAGGUUGGUGCCAUUAGUUAGCACAUUACGAAAGACAUAACGCAAAUAAUUAGCACCGAAUGACUCACUUAGAAUUUGUCGUGAUUUUGAGCAGAUCAUUUCACUUGCCGUAUUGUUAGAAAUCGUACUAAACUUAUUAGACUGAAUUUACUAACUAUUUACUAAUUUACUAAUCCACAGGGCAGUGAAUAAUAAUCAAUAGGUAAUGUUACGCGAAACUGCGUAGGGCCGCUAAGCGCCAUCUCGUGUAGCUGUCAAAAUCGAGGCAUAAAAUAGUAAACGACUCCACUGAUCUAGUACGAUUAAUAAAUCUUUGAUGAAACGUCGUAAGCAUAAUAUUAUAUUGCGUAUCUAUUUAAUUUUUAAUGUCAACAGUCUGCUAUAUAAUAUUUUUUUAGCAUAAUAAUUGUAUAUAUGCGAUAUAUAUGUAGAUUAGAUGUAUAUAGUUUUUUGACGCUUUUAUAUGUAAUCAUUUAUACAAUGUUAUGAAAAAAUUAUACGUAAGUAAUGUAGUGUUAUUAUUAAAUUAAAACAAUGUUUUAAAUUAUUAUUAUACGAAAAAUAUGGAAUUACUAACUCACAUAUCCGUUUCUUAAGAUUCAUACAUAUUCAUAACCAGAGCUCGGCAAGGGGUGAGCCAUUUUGACGUCACUUAUGUCAAGUGUAGAUAUUAAUAUAGAUACACCUUAGAAAUAAAUAUUAAAAUAAAAGAAAAUAAAACUUUAUUAAUUAUAAUUAAACUAAAAUGACACUGCCUUAUGUACAAAACGAGUAGGUACUAAGUUGUACAAACUUCAAUAUUAGCAUAUGGAUGGAUAUACAUAUUAUUUGAAGAGGUUUGCUAAAAAAACUUGCUAUAAAAUUCAUUUGUUUUAAUGGCGACGUAAAGAUCGUAGCGGAAAGGCAGCCUAAAUAAAAUAAUUUCUUUAGUUAUUAAUUUACAAGACAUAUACCAUCGAAUGACAAGGCAUGUCCAUGUUGUGCAAACUCUGAAAACAGCUCACCCCCGCCGAGCUCUGUUCAUAACAAAUGCAUAAACAUGAUUGAUUUUGGAUAAAUAUAUUUGCUAUCAUAAUUGCGGCUACAGUUAGCAUUAAAAGUAGCGAAAAAAGCAUUAGGUAUCUAAUAUUUUCACGUCACAAUUUCUAUAGUUAAUGUAAUGGGUAAUGAAAGUGAGCGAUUUAAAGCCAUUAAGUGUCGCAAUGAUACGAGAAGUUUACGAUACUUAAAAGUCAUAAACAUAAACAUGAAAUUUGAAAUGGAAUUGAAUACAGCGAGCACUGGAGGCCGGCGUGAGCGCUAUAGUUAUAGAAUAGGAGUCUCUUGGAGAAGAGACUGCAAGGUGGAUAUUGAGGAAAAGAGGAUGGCCCUUUAACUUUUGACAUACGCACGAAAAGUGCUAUUUUACGCACUAGUGCGGGAAAAUAGGACCAUAUGUACUGUAAAAGAUAUUUUCAUUAUCUUAUACCUUUAAGCGAGCCGUUCUUGUAUAUUUAUUUAUACAUAAGUGUAUAUAGGUAUUUUGGGGAUUUCGGCUCUAACGAUUUCGAUGAGAUUUGCUAUAUGGGGAUUUUCGGGGGCGAAAAAUGGAUCUAGCUAGGUCUUAUCUCUGGGAAAAUGCGCAUUUUUUAGUUUUUUUUAUUUUCCGAGUAAAGCUCGGUCCCCAGAUAUUAUAAAUUAACUACCUAGGGUAAACAAUAAACAUGGAAUAAAAUCAGUUAAUUACUGAUGAUAAUUAUAGUUGGCGAGGAAAUAACCAAUUUUAAUGCAAUAAAUAUGUUUAAUAAAAAGAAAUCUAAAUAUAUAUAUAGAACAAUUAAUUUGUGACAUAUACUUUUAUAAACGCGAACUGUAAUUUUAGUAUCUAUAUUUUAAUUAGGAAAAGUAUUCCAGGGUGACAGACUCCUGGAAUUUCAACCGCUACUAUUGUUGCUGACUGUACCAUUUUUUUUGAAAUUAUAUUUUUUUAUUUAACAUUAAAGCUCUCUUUAACUAGAUCUGUUACUCGUCAUAAGAAACUAUUAAAAGUAUUUACCAGAUUCUUAUCAUUCAAAUAAGUAAUCUUUCAUCUUGCAUACCAUCACGCUCCGCGAUCGUUGAGACAUUUAGGGUCCUAGGUAAAUUGGUUGUUCAAUACUUCCGCUAUGGAAUAUCCAAUUUAGCUAGAACCCUAAAUGGCAUAACAAUCACAGAGCGUGACUGUACGAGUAAAUUGGCCGUGAACACGAUAAAUAUUUCUGAUUUCUGAACAAAAUUGACGACGGUUUCAUUAAAUUUUUCAUUAUUUAUAGUUACGACAAUGCAAGCGCUAAAGAGAAAUAUAACAACAUUUAUUAUAAUUUUGAUGGCGUUGCAUACGAAGAGAAUAUGAAACCAUAUAAAGGAAAUAAAUUAAUGUUUAGUAUUAUUGUAACCUAUACUGCCUAGUAUUUAUAACAAACUCGCACUAAUUAUAUUUUACAAGUUAGAGACUUAAUGAGAGAGCUAAUACAUAAACUUAAAUGUUUAAUAUGUAAGGCACCUGGCCUACACUAUAUUAGGUAUUUUUUUUAGUGUGUGAUUUGAGCCAUCUAUUGGUCAUAUUAUUGUAAAGUAUGCUAACAAACAAACGAAAUAUCCAGUAACUAACGCACAAAAAUUAUAUAUAACUUAUAUGGGACCUAAGUGUCCUAAUCUAAAUUAAUACGGGACUAAGUACCCUAUAACUAAAAAAAAACUUCUGAGCGUGUAUAAAAAAUUGUAUUGAUAAAAUUUCUAUAGUACAUAGUUAGAAAUAAAUAAAAAAUUAUACUGCUAGAUCUGUUUUGAAAUAUCUGCCUUCGAAUAAAAUAUGAUAUCAGAGUUAUUGUUUUCUAAGCUCUUUUCGAGGCACGGGAAUAAUGUUAUAGUAGUCGUGACUUUUAGGGCUGAUUUAGACGGCGCGCGAACUCGUAUGCGAUUUUACAUUGAGGACUAUUGGUUACAUCCAAUUCUGCCGACCAAUCAAAUACCGCAAUAUAAUGAAACUCACACGCGAGUUCUCGCACCGUCUAAAUGAGCCUUAAAUCUUUGAACGCCUCGCCUAUGCUAAACCUUGUUGAAAUGCACGAAGGUUGAAAAUGGGGUAUAGUCGCGGAGACGGUCUAGAACGCAAAAUGACUAGUGUAAUAUUUUGCCUAUAUCGCUUUUAGUCUACAUCGCGAACGGUCUAGAAUGCAAAAGCGGUCUAGCGAGACAAACUCUAGUCAUUUUGCGUUCUAGACCGUCCGCGAAUAACCCGAAAAUGGGCUGCCCCGCGCGUCAGUCGUCGUCAUCGCCGGUCAAAGGGUUAAUAAGGCAAUGGAUUGUUGAAUGUUAUUCAUUGAGAAGUGACCUUAGAACAGUCUAUGUAAUAUUGGUGCUAUUGAAAAAUGAAUUACAGGUGUUGUAACUACAACUUUGAAUUGAUGCCUUCAUAUUAGUGACAGUUGUCUAAAUAUUUUGAACUUUUGCGCCACUAAAAUAAUGUAGUACGGGGUAACCCAUCAAUAUGUAUUGUCAUUAAUUUGUUAUUAGGUAGCAUUGGUUUGAUCAUAAUGAACUAUAUUUUCCUUACAAGAUUAAAUGUGCACAUAAGAUUGACGCUGACUAUACAAUGUUUAAUAAUAUAGUUUAGUUAGAUUUCAUGGCAGUGAAUGGGUUAUAACGACCUAAUUUGUUAUUGUAUCGGCCUACUGAAAACUUUAUACAUAUAUCUAUAGUCAGUCCCACAGAUAUGGCCAUGGAGAUUGCAUUUAUUUUGUUUUAUUUCCAACAUUUCAGUUUUAAAUCGUUUGGACCAUCAUCGCGUUUUUAAUUUAAACGUCCGACCGUAAACCGGUAACGUAAACCGAAACGUAAACCGGUGUUGUAAAACUUAUAGUUUUUUAACAUUACAAGUCAAUUUUGCAUACUGAAUUAAGUUAAUGUAACGAUAAGAACCUACAAAUAUGCACUCUUACCCCCUCAUUCAUAAACGCGCUACAAACCUCGAUUAGCUAAUAAUCGAUUGUCUUUAUCUGUCAUUUUACUUAUACAUUUGUAAGAAAGGGAUAAACAUAAUUUAACUAAACCAGGCCUGUAAAGUUUUGUGAGUAAGGGGGUUAGUUUUUAUUGAUUUGGGAUUCACUCUUACAUGUCCAACUUUCCAUUUUAAGUGUCAAAUGUUUAUCAUGUCGAUACUCACUGUGCAGUCGCAUUUAUUUUAUACAUGCUCGUAUAAGCGUUCCAAAAAUAGAUAUAGACAAUUAUACUGAAAACAAUCGAUUUUGUGUGGAAUCUUCCAUUAUAAGCAAUGUAAUAAUUUUGUACAGUCGACGUCAAUGAUAUGUUUACAAUUUUCGCCUUAUUACAAAGUAGUAAGGUGCAAAAGUGUAAACAUAUAUUUGACGUCGACGUACAUGCAGCCGUUAGACCGAAUUGCAUAUAUAUUACUGCAUUUAUCCAAAAACUAAUUAUAUCAAAAAUAUACACGCGUACGUACGAUAUACGUACGCAAUAUACACGCGUACGUACGAUAUACGUACGCAUAUUUCGUAGGACUUAGUGUAAUAGAAAAAUAUUUCUAUGGUCUGUUAUUUUAUUAGUAAUUUUUUAUAGUAAUAAGAACGAGGCGGCAGCUUGCGCUCCCGAUCGAGUAUUUAGUUUGACGUAAUAAAUAAAUUUAUUGAGA
Molecule: messenger RNA, 9998 nt
Organism: Cydia fagiglandana
Lineage: Eukaryota; Metazoa; Arthropoda; Insecta; Lepidoptera; Tortricidae
Gene: sl
Product: 1-phosphatidylinositol 4,5-bisphosphate phosphodiesterase gamma-1
Exons: 15
Coding region: 167-3775 (1202 amino acids)
Biological process (GO): release of sequestered calcium ion into cytosol; positive regulation of epithelial cell migration; phospholipid catabolic process
Molecular function (GO): protein binding; phosphatidylinositol-4,5-bisphosphate phospholipase C activity; calcium ion binding
Source: RefSeq, a predicted model, not a curated record